Molecule: messenger RNA, 1998 nt
Organism: Artibeus jamaicensis (Jamaican fruit-eating bat)
Lineage: Eukaryota; Metazoa; Chordata; Mammalia; Chiroptera; Phyllostomidae
Gene: ARL2BP
Product: ADP ribosylation factor like GTPase 2 binding protein
Exons: 6
Coding region: 253-744 (163 amino acids)
Biological process (GO): positive regulation of tyrosine phosphorylation of STAT protein; maintenance of protein location in nucleus
Cellular component (GO): mitochondrial intermembrane space
Source: RefSeq, a predicted model, not a curated record
GGUGCCUAGUGUUCAGUAACCGCCGCUUGGGCCUCACGGCAGCUGCAGUAGCUCAGACACAGGCCUGGCGGGGUAGAAAUGACGGGCCGGCGCGUGGCUAGGCCGUGACCGGGCUGUGGCCUCGGCGUCAAGGCCUCCCAGAUGCCGGUUGGGGCUCUGCGGAGCAGAAGCGAGGUUGGACCUGGGCUGCGGGCCCGUUAAGAGGCCGACGGGCCGGCUCGCCAGUGCGGGGUGGAUGCAGCGGCGGCGGCGAUGGACGCCCUAGAGGAAGAGAGCUUCGCACUGUCUUCCUCUUCCGCCUCUGACGCAGAGUUCGAUGCUGUGGUCGGAUAUUUAGAGAACAUUAUCAUGGAUGACGAGUUCCAGUUACUGCAGAGAAACUUCAUGGAGAAGCACUACCAGGAGUUCGAAGACACAGAAGAGAAUAAACUCACCUACACACCGAUUUUUAACGAAUAUAUCUCCUUGGUAGAGAAGUACAUCGAAGAGCAGCUGCUGGAGCGGAUUCCGGGGUUCAGCAUGGCGGCCUUCACGACAACUCUGCAGCACCAUAAAGAUGAAGUGGCCGGUGACAUAUUCGACAUGCUGCUCACGUUUACCGACUUUCUGGCCUUUAAGGAAAUGUUUCUGGACUACAAAGCAGAAAAAGAAGGCCGGGCACUGGACCUAAGCAGCGGAUUAGUGGUGACUUCACUGUGCAAACCGUCCUGCCUGCCAGCUUCCCAGAACAGCCUGCGCCACUAGUCCCACCACUGGCGGUGAGAUCGUCCUGGGCCUCGGCAGCCCAGUGGCUUCGGCUAAAGAUGGAAGAAUAGAUCUUCGAGGGACCAGCUCUGUUCUGCAACUCUUCAUUAAUGUGACAAGUAUUGAUGAGUAAAAAAAAAAAAAAUUACGUGACCCUCCCAGAACCCAUUCCUUCAGAAAAACCUGUGCCCAGUAACCCUGGUAUCCUUCUUAGGUGGACCUCUCGCUCAAGGGCCACAGCCGGGCCCUGCCGCGGGCCGCACCCAGCACCCCAGCGGGGGUCUUCCCCAGCCGGUGGUGGUGUGUCAGCGCGCAGGUCUCAGGCCUUUGCCUCCGUGGGGCUGUUACCGUGUGUAGCUUCCACCUCGGGCUCGACUCGGGCCAGCUGUCUGUCGUGGAGUCCCUGAACCUCUAUUGUCACGGCGAGUCUUGGCCAUAGGAAUGAACUGAGAGUGUCCUUUAUGUCCUUUACCUGAGAGCUACAUGUUCAAGUCCAUUUCUGGUCUUCUGUUUGCAGUCCCUGUAUCACCGUGUCUUCUGCUGGUCCUGAUAUAGUCCCUGUUUCUAGAACUCUCUCCUAAGCAUUUUUGAAAAAUAUUUUUAUAGAUAAAUACUCAGGCUAACCUAGUGGCUAUAAUCUUGGAACUUCCACGAUUACCCACUUCAAGAUCAAAGUAUUAUAUGCGUGUGCUCUUUAGUUGUUAGUCAUUAGCGCAGGGAGAGGGCAAGUGCUCUCUGCGCCAGCGGCCCCGGCUCUCCGGGCCCCAGUGAGCGUGCGCUCCUGCUGGAAGUGGACCGAAGGCGUCCUCCUCUCCUUCCCCAGAGUGUGCUGCGUGCUGCGUGCUUGAGCAGGUUAGCUUUAUCUUCUUCUGUGUAAAGCACUGUGUUAGCCUUUCUGUUGGAGUAGUGUCUGCAGUUGCUUCUUCCGGUCAAAAAUCUUCCUCCCAAGGCAGGAGGAGGGCGCACAGACAGCUUCCCAGCCCACCUGUCUGCUUCGGCUCGGUGCGGCAGCUUAGGCAGUGCUGCCAGACGGAACCGUGACACACGCUGCCACGUCUUGAGGAAGAGAUAACGGCUCAGUUCCCGGUGUGCACCUUAGAUUUUUUCUUUUAAGUAAAAAUAACCUGUACUGACUUUCCACCUGGCUGUUCCGACUUUAAACAAUGAGCUAUGUACAGACUCUGAUUUUGUACUGAUGUGGCGCUUACUGAAUACAUCUGCACUGUGAGUAAAAUUCAAGGUGUUUUGCAAGAA